AUGGUAAACAACAGUACUCAGAAUAACGAAAAAUUUUCGCUCUUUUCAACAAGUGUUAUUUUAGAAAAUGGGAAGAAUUUAGUAAAUGUAAAAAAUGAAAAAUUAGAAGAAUACAAUUUUAUAAAUAGUAUGACAAAUCCGCAAGUGACAUUUAAUGCCAAGAAAACAAAAGGUUUUUUAAUAUUACAGUUAUUUUUAUAUGGUUAUUUAAAUAGAAUAAGUUCUUUUAGAUCAAAUAAAGAUAAAGAUCUUAUGUAUCCAUAUUUAAAAAUAUUACUAGAUAAAGAAGAAAUAUAUAGAAGUCGAAUAUUAGAUAAUUCUAUGAAUAUAUGGAAUGAAACUAUAGAUAUUGAAAUACAUUAUAUUAAGAGUAUCAUAGAAAUACAAUUAUAUGAUAUGGAUGAAACUGAAGGAGUUGUUGAAGAUGAAUAUAUUGGUAGUGCUUUUAUUGAUAUAAUGAAUUUAAAAUUUAAUACAAAAUAUGAUAUGAUUUUAAAAUAUUUAGAUAAUAAAACGGCAAUUAUAAAGGACCCUUAUUUUCAUAAACAAAAUAAAAAGGUCACCUCAGAAAAUAAAAGGAAGAAAAGUAUAAAUAUUAUGAAUAAUACAGGAAAUAUUAAUAGUAAUAGUAAUAAUAGUAAUAAUAAUAGUAAUAAUAAUAAUAAUAGUAAUAAUAAUAGUAAUAAUAAUACUAAUAAUAAUAGUAAUAAUAAUACCAAUAAUAAUAGUAAUAAUAAUAACAACAAUAUUGACAAUAUAAAUGAUAACAAAUGUAGUAUAAAUAAAUAUAUCAAUGAUUAUAAUGUUCGAAUAUUUAUUAAACUUCUUAGUAAGAAUGACUACAGUAUUUUUUUCUUACAUUUAUAUAAGGUUACUUCUUUGAAUUAUAAAUAUAUAUGCAGAAAAAAUGAAAUAUUAGAUAAUGAAUUAAAUGUGAAUUUAUUAUAUGAAAAUAUUAAAACAAUUAAAUUAAAUUUUGAUAUGAUAUGGUUACCUUUCUUUUCUAUAAUAUCUAAUUUUUCUUCAUGGCAAAAACCAUUAUAUUCCUUAUUCUUUGUAACAUAUUUUUUCUUAUCUUUCUUUUUUUCAAAAUAUUUCAUCUCUUUUCUCUUACUUUUUUUAAGUCUAAUUCUAUUUAUUAUAGUUUCUAUUAUAAGAGAAUGUGACCGCAUACAAAGACACUCCAACAUGGCUCAAUCGAUAAAUAAAAAUAUCAAGUUACAAAGAAAUAAAAGCCUGAAUUAUUUUUAUAAAACAGACAGUUUAAACAAUAAUAAUCUUAAUGAUGAUAUGAAUAGAAUCUAUAAUAACAAUGAGUCUUUUACCUACUGGAGGAGGGUCAGGCGAAGCAUAUACCAAAAUAUACAAUAUAAAGAUUAUUUAAAUAAUAAGAAAAAAAAGACAACAUCGCAAAAAGAUUAUGAAGAAAUAAAUGAUAACUAUUGUAGUUAUAAUGAUGAUGAUGAGGAUGAUCAUUAUAAUGAUCAGAGUGAUGAGAGCGAUCAAAGUGAUGAAAUAAAAGAUAAUAAUGAAAAAAAAUAUGAAGAAAAUGAAGAAACCAAAUCAAAAAAACAAAAAAAAAAAGACGUUACAAAUAAUAAAAAUGAUAAUGAUAUUAUAUUAGAUAAUAAUAAUAAUAAUAAUAUGAUUAGUCAGAGUGAUAAUUAUGAUGAUAUGGAUAAUACUAGUGAAAGUGGAACAUUUACAGAUUCCUCAUUAAAUAAUGCAAGUACUAAUGAAUAUGAUAAUUAUAGCUCUAAUUCAGUUAGUAAUUCAGAGGAUAAUCUAUUAAAUGAAAGUAAUAAAAGUGAGAAAAAACAAAUCAAGGAUGAUAAUAAGAAUGAAAAAUAUGAUAAAUAUGAUAAAAAUGAAAAGAAUGAAAAGAAUAUUUCUUUAAAGAAUAUGAAACCCACUCAAAAAAUGAAUAAAUAUGACAAUAUAUAUGAAAAUAAUAAUAAUAAAUAUAAUAGUAGUACUAGUAGUAAUAUUUAUAACAAUUACUAUAUUGAUGAUAAUGUUAAAGAUAAUAAUUUAGAAGAUUCUAAUAAUGAUGAUAGUAGUGCUCUUAAUUAUACUGAUGAUGAAAAUGUGGAUCCAGAAAAUAAUUUAUCUGUUAUUAGAACUUUUAUAAGAAAUAUAAUUGAUGAUAAUAUUAUAAAUAAUAUAAAAUAUAUUCAUUAUUUUAUAUAUUGUUUUACUAAAUGGUCACAAUUAUUCUUUUUUAUUCUAAGGAAAUUUGGAUACUUUCUAGUUAUAUUAACCCUACUUACAUGUGGUCUUAGUAUAUAUUUUUAUCCUAUCAUUGUCAGAAUAUUAAGAACUAUAAUUUUCUUAUGUGGAUUUGUAAUAUUGACAUAUAAUUUUAAACCUAUGAAUAUUUUCUAUAGGUUUAUAUCAUGUUUACAUGAAUAUUAUUAUUUAGAAAGAAAAAGAAGACGUACCAAUAUUUAUAAUUAUGACUAG
This is a messenger RNA of Plasmodium adleri (nom. inval.), 2463 nucleotides long. Its product is annotated as conserved Plasmodium protein, unknown function. NCBI's taxonomy places the organism in Eukaryota, Apicomplexa, Aconoidasida, Haemosporida, Plasmodiidae. The record is from RefSeq and is a predicted model, not a curated record. The transcript has a single exon. Bases 1 to 2463 code for a protein of 820 amino acids.